Coffea arabica (coffee) is the source of this 2163-nucleotide messenger RNA. The record is from RefSeq and is a predicted model, not a curated record. Lineage: Eukaryota; Viridiplantae; Streptophyta; Magnoliopsida; Gentianales; Rubiaceae.
UUUGGCCAACCAAAACUCUCACAACUCACUCUCUGCACUCUCUCUUUUUCUUUCAAGAUAAAACACACAAGACUGACAAAACUCGCUCCAUUCUCUCGGUUCUCUCCACUUCUCCCCUCAACUCACAGACACUAAAAAAGAAAUUCUCACUCAACUUUCGGCCUCUCCUCUCUUUCUCAAUUUCUCACACACUACACACAUUCUCCUCAACUCCCCCAAAAAUCUCUUCGUCUUUCUCUUAAUAGCACACAACAAUCGUACACACAUACAACUCCCUAUCUCAGCUCUCUUGCUCUCUGUCUCUCAAAAAAAAAAAAAAAAAAAAAGGGCAGAAGAACAAGGAAGAUUUGUUACUGCUGUUGAAGUCGCCAUUGUCGGAGUAUGGUCACGGGCUUCUUCAAUAAAUUUGCACACUAGAAUUCAAAGGCUAUUAAGCCAGUUAAGUUGCUGCUAUUCCUCCACUUUCCAAUUGCUCUCUGAAAUCCAUCAGUCGUUUGAACUCAAAACAAGCCUGGCCAGAUGUCAGAAAGCAGAGGUGAACCCAAGGAAAGAAUAGAUGUUGUUGAUGCUGGUCCUGUUGAAUAUGACAAUACAGAGUUGCAUCAGCAAGCUGCUCAGUAUCCUCGCCCAAAUAAGUUAAAAAGCAUGCAGGAAAUUUAUGCUAAAACUAACCUCAUAUGUCAACAUUUUCAGCCUGGCCAGAUGUCAGAAAGCAGAGGUGAACCCAAGGAAAUAACAGAUGUUGUUGAUACUGAUCAUGAAGAAGGUGUGACCUCCAGACACCCAAGAAAGAACCAAAUCAAGUCAUAUCACUAUUCAACGAGAAAUAGAAAAAGCAAAGCUUUAAUUGAUACAGCUGAUUCUGAUGUUAGCCCCCCACUCCAAGUUUGUGGGAAACUUCAGGGACCAGUAGAGUCUGAUCAUUCAAGUGCUGAAGAAGAAAUUAAAAUUGUUGGAGAGUCUUUUAUUGAGGACGACUUCAAUGCCUAUCCUCUUCGAACUAGAAGCAGGAGAAGCAGAAGAAUGGUCAAUAGAAGUGGUUCUGAAGUUACUAUUCCAAGAAAAAGAGUUCGACGGCAACCAAGGAGACCCCUGAAUUUCAGCACUUCAAUCACAUCGGAAGGAGUUUUAAGCUCCAGGCAGUUUUAUCGCUACAUGGACCACAUAUGGAGUGAGGUUUCUGCAGAGAAGCAAAACUCAAUUGCAUACAUGGAUUGCUUGUGGUUUAACACAUACGCAGAAAGUAAAUGGAAGGAAAAGGUGUUAAAAUGGAUAGAGAGGGAAGAUAUAUUUUCAAAAAAAUAUGUUCUGGUUCCCAUUGUUCUGUGGUCUCAUUGGAAUCUCCUGAUCUUCUGCCAUUUCGGUGAAAGCCUGAAAUCAGAAAGCAUAACUCCCUGCAUGAUAUUGUUGGAUUCGCUGCACAUGGCAGAUCCUAAGAGGCUUGAACCUUUAAUUAGAAAGUUUGUUAUGGACAUAUAUAAAAAUGAGAAGAGGCCAGAAACCAAAGAAUUGAUUCGUAAAAUUCCUCUUUUGGUUCCUAGUAUUCCUCAGCAGAUAGAUGAUAAAAAAUGCGGGUAUUUUGUCCUUUACUAUAUUUAUUUGUUCAUAAAGAAUGCUCCUGAGAAGUUUGGCAUUGACGAGGGCUACCCUUACUUUAUGACAGAAGACUGGUUCACUCUUGAAGAGCUCGAUGGCUUCUGUAGAACACUCGAAUCAGUUCGGGUCGACACUACUAGCUCAGAUGAAUAGAUUGUACAGGUUUAUUGUGUAGCAGUCUGUAAUAUAGGUUGCAUCCAGGACUCUUGAAGAAGUAGCAGUGUAAGCAGAAAAAACAAUGGUUGUGAUUAGUGAUAAUCAACAAAGGGCCUCUUCGGGGCUACAUGUUAUGAGCGGCAAACUUGAUUGUUACAUUCUGGAAACUCAUUUCAGUUUUCGCUUGGGUUCUUUCUUUUAAACAGAAAAUAGGUUUUUUGUUUUUCUUGUGCUUAAUAAACCUGUAUUGUCAAGUUUUCUUUGUACUUAAUCAACUGUUGAUAAGUUUUCUUGUACUCAUUUCAGAUUUCUUUGUACAAGUUUUCAGAUUUCUUGUACUCAUUUCUUUGUAAUUAAUCAACUAUUGACAAAUUUUCUUUGUACUUAAUCAACCAUUGAUAAGUUUUCUUG